AUGCCUCACGAGCCUAAUCCCGCUCCCGUCUCCGACAUCGUGUCUACUUCUCCGAACUCUGACAAUUCUGAUAACGGAGUGAACGCAUCCAUGCAGGGUGAGACUACACAAGACGUCCGAAGGACAAGAAACACUUACUGGGAUAUUCACUAUAACAUCACACCCAUCGAGGUCGACCGCGUCCGCCGGAACAAGGAUUGGGAGAAGAUCCUCGCCUCGCUCACAGCGAUUGAUGUCUUCUCCAUCACGCAGCAAAUCUUUCUAGAGGUCCCAGACGACAGGAUGCAGGAGUUGCUCCAGAAGACACGCGAUACCACGAAGGAAAGACAGCACUUAGCUGCCCAGGCGCUCGAGUUUUCACUCUCGGAUAACGGUCAGAUUGGCACGGUCUGGCUGCUGCUCCCGGAGCACGAGCGUCAACGACACAUCCUUGUAGGGCUCGAGGCCGCGUGCGAGAUGGCAUUAAUGGGCUCCGAGGACCGUGCCCUGUGUCCUGAGCUCUCCGUGAAACAGCUGCGGAAGGGUGCAGGACAGGCGUACGUUGACUUUCUUGUGCGCUUUGCAGAAGAGGCAAAGCGUGCAGAGCCUGGCCGCAUUUUCACUUUCGCGAGCGCAUGGUGGGACUCUGCCACAGACCUGCUCCCCAACUCACCAUCUGAGAAUGACGAAUUUAUCCUUGAAUGGACAACACUCCAUAGGAACGAUUUUAUCGCUUGUUUUGUUAUAAAAUCAGUUGUGUCGGUGGUCCACGAUAUUGUCAACAGAAGCCAGGAUAUGGAUCUAGUCCUAAACCUUAUGGACAAAGACGUGGAUGUUGCCAUUGGACUAGCAAGUGGAUUUAGGAACUUGGGAGCCAAGCCUCCCGUUCGCUGUCAAAAUUGCCAGCAGGAUCUUGAAGAAUCCAGCCGGGGCACCAAGUUAUCUGUUUGCAGCGUUUGCAAUGCGAAGCUGAAAAUCAGGGUAUACUACUGCUCUCAUAACUGCCAGAAAACGCACUGGCCAGAGCAUAAGAAGAUAUGUGGAAAAUCCCUGCCAGACAGCCACCAAUACGCAGCGGCCGGCGGUAACCCUGUCAUCUUCGAUCUCAUGAGUGAUCUCCCCCAUCGUAAAAAGAUCGCCGUCACCGACAUCACCGCGGGUUCGCCUGUCCCAGGCUUCGAGCGCUCAGACCCGCUUUAG
Molecule: messenger RNA, 1179 nt
Organism: Sparassis crispa
Lineage: Eukaryota; Fungi; Basidiomycota; Agaricomycetes; Polyporales; Sparassidaceae
Exons: 3
Coding region: 1-1179 (392 amino acids)
Source: RefSeq, a predicted model, not a curated record